Trichomonas vaginalis G3 is the source of this 2670-nucleotide messenger RNA. RefSeq names its product N-acetyltransferase 10 family. Gene Ontology annotation, cellular component: nucleolus; 90S preribosome. Gene Ontology annotation, biological process: rRNA acetylation involved in maturation of SSU-rRNA. The transcript has a single exon. The record is from RefSeq and is a predicted model, not a curated record. Bases 1 to 2670 code for a protein of 889 amino acids. Lineage: Eukaryota; Parabasalia; Trichomonadida; Trichomonadidae. Gene Ontology annotation, molecular function: tRNA binding; 18S rRNA cytidine N-acetyltransferase activity.
AUGGCAACAAGAAUCAAGAAACAGAUCCCAAAGAAUCUUCUUGAUCUUCUUUCUGCUGGUAUUUCAAGCAAUCAUAGAUCCUUUUUAAUUAUUGUUGGUCCUCACGGCACAGAUCGCAUUCCAACAAUAAAUACUUUAUUACAGAAGAAGAUGUCAACAAAUUCCAAAGUUCUUUGGUGUUACCACAAAGAACUUCACAUUUCAUCGAAUCGUGAAAAAAGAAAUCGUCAACUCAAGCAAAAAACACAAAAUGGAACAUUAAAUGAAGAUUUAGCAACAGAACUUGAUCUUUUCUUUGCAAAUUCAAAGCAAGUUACAUUCGCUAAGUAUUCUGAGUCCCAUCGUGUCCUCGGCCAGACAUUCAACAUACUUGUUCUUCAAGAUUUUUCAUCUCUUACACCAAACAUUCUCGCAAGAACAGUAGAAACAGUCUCAGGUGGUGGCCUCAUCGUAUUACUUCUUGAUGACAUGCAAUCUCUCAAUGAUUUAUACACAAUUACAAUGGACUAUCAACGCGGCAUGAAUCGUGAUGCUUUUGGCAAGGUUGCAUCACGUUUCAACGCUAGAUUCCAUAACAGCCUCAAAUCAUGCAAGAAUUGUAUUGCAAUGACUGAUGAAUUUGAUAUUCUCGAUUCUGUUACUCCAAACUUCGAACCAGACUCAACAAUUAGCGAGGAUGCCGAUCUUAAAGAAAUAUUGGCCCAAUACUCUAAGGAUAUCGAAUCAGUUAACGAACGUCUCGAAGAAAUUACAGAUGAGAAGCAAAAGAAGCAAGUUGAACACGAAAGAGAUGAAAAGCAACAGAUAUUAUCUAUUGUCGAGAAAGCUCUUACAGCAGAUCAAGCUAAAACUGUCGGAAAAGUUAUUGAUUCAAUCAAAGACCGCCAACUUGGAAAAGUCAUCGGUAUUACAGCCGCUCGUGGUCGUGGCAAGUCAGCCGCCAUCGGGCUUUCGCUUGCUGCAGCUCUUGCUUUAGGAUAUUCCAACAUUUUCGUUACAGCUCCAAGUAUAGCCAACUUAACGGCACUUUUUGAAUUUGUCAUUGUUGGUCUUACAGCUCUUGGCUUCAGAGAAGGUGAAUCCGAAGAUUUCGAGGUUGUCAAGUCAAAUCCAACUUCCUCCAAGGAAAGACCAUACGUUACCCGCGUAAACGUUCAUUUAUCGCAUGGUCGUCGCCAGACAGUCCAAUAUGUCCGACCAAAUAUGACACAAUACCUUGGCCAAUGUGAAAUUUUGGCGAUUGAUGAAGCUGCGGCCAUUCCAUUACCAAUUGUCCGCCAAUUAAUGGGUCCAUACACCACAUUGUUCUCAUCCACGGUCGAUGGCUACGAAGGAACAGGAAGAGCGUUAUCUUUGAAGUUAUUCAAGGAAUUCCAGAGAACGAUGAAGUCCAGAUUCACUCAGACAACACUUACAAAGCCAAUUAGAUACGCAGAAGGCGAUCCAAUUGAAGCUUGGCUGCAUAAUUUAUUAUUACUUGACGUACAUCCACAGGAAUGCAGUUUAAUCCCCGCAUUAUCGGACACAGAAUUAUUCCUCAUCAACAGAGAUGCUCUUUUCAACGGUAGCCGUGGAAGUGAAGAAUUACUUCGCGCAUUAGUUUCUCUUUCAGUGGAAAGCCAUUACAAGAACACUCCAAAUGACUUGACAUUGAUGGCCGACUCUCCGAACCACAGAAUUUUCGCUUUAAUCAACAUGAAAACUGUUACAGGAAAAGGAAUCCCAGAAAUCAUCGCUUUCGUUCAAGUAGCUCUUGAAGGAAAGAUCGGCGAUGAACAAUUCUCUAACGCGGAGAACGGAAAAGGCCGUAGAGAUGGAGAUCUCAUUCCAUGGAAUAUCGCUCGUGCCUUUGAAGAGCCAGAAUUUGCACAGUUGACAGGCGUAAGGAUUGUAAGAAUCGCUGUUAACCCAGAAAUGCAAAAGAAAGGCUAUGGUUCGGUUGCAAUUGAAAAACUUGUCCAAUACUACUCCGGCCAUGAAGUUGUGGACACAAAAAUUAAACCAAAUGCCAAGACCCUCAUGUAUCCACUCACAGCGAUCGCUCCUGAGCCAGUUGAUUACAUGGGUGUCUCAUUUGGUCUGACAAGAGACUUGGCCCACUUCUGGAGGAAGGGAGGAUUCGUUCCUCUUUACGUUUCCCGCGAAACAAACGAAGUUACCGGUGAACAUUCCGUAAUUGUUAUCAGACCAAUCGGAGAAACGGAAUGGCUGCCAAAAUUCACGACAGAAUUCAAGUCCAACGUUUACAGAUUGUUGCCAACCAUCUUCAGAGACGUAACUCCGUUCGUCAUCGAAGAAAUUAUGUUCCCACCUCCUCCAUCAGAAAAGGAUUCAGAUGGUCGUGCAAGAUUGACAGAUAUCGAUGUAAAGAAACUCUCCAGAUGGUCGGGAGAUGGAAUUGGAGCCGUCAAACACUUACUUGAAUCUGUUUGCGACUUUAUCUUCGUAGACAACCCUCCAAUCAAGCUCACAAGGACAGAAAUGUUCGCUCUCCUCAUCAUGGGCAAACAGAUGGCCGAUGAAGAAGAAUGCGCAAAAAGAUUGGAAAUUCAAGUAAACCAGGUCGUUGCUUUGCUCAAAUCUGCUAUCGGAAAGAUCUCAAGAUACUUGAACAAGCAACGUGGAGAAACAGACUCCAGUAUGAAUAGUAAAAUUAUAGAGAAAGAUUAG